Molecule: messenger RNA, 5118 nt
Organism: Brassica rapa (field mustard)
Lineage: Eukaryota; Viridiplantae; Streptophyta; Magnoliopsida; Brassicales; Brassicaceae
Product: peroxidase 52
Biological process (GO): hydrogen peroxide catabolic process; response to oxidative stress
Molecular function (GO): peroxidase activity; heme binding
Source: RefSeq, a predicted model, not a curated record
GAAGAAAAGUCAGGUAGUGUAAGUAUCUCAGGUAGUGUAACUUUAUUGCAAACAUUAAAAUUAAUUUUGAUUCCGUGCACAAAGAUAUAGUAAACGACUGGCGAAAAACUAUGGACGAUGAUUACAGACACACUAGUAUUACAACAACGAGUUCUGUCACAGUUGAAUAACUUGGAUUGCGUGGUAAUAACAUUGACAACCGAUGAUUCUUUUACCACUGAAAUGACACCAAAGCUUCUGAUUUCAAUGCAGCAAUAGGAUUAAACAAGGGGGAGGGGAGAGAUACUAACAAAUUUAAAGUCACUAGUCAAAUGUCUGGGUAACAAAAUAUUGAAAAAUGUCAUCAAUCUUUCUUAUCAUUGGAAUCUGAAUCACUUGCAUCAUAACCUGAAUGAGAAGAAGAAAACAGAGUAGUACGCAGCAGUGAUUUAUAUUUGGUCAACUUAAUUAUUUUUAUUUUUAAUUGUUAUCAUUUUAGCUUUCAGAAUAUUUCGAAAAUAUUUUAAAGAAGACUCAUCCAUGUAGAUACUUUAAUUUUUGUGUGUUUAAACAUAAAACCUCAAACCUCUUUCAGAAUAUUUCGGCCUAUUUUAAAGAAGACUCUGUUUUCCAAGUGUUGUUUACAAAAUUCAUUUAUAUGCUCCUGCGCACAACGUGGUCUUUAUAUGCUCACGCGCAAAACGUGAUCUAGAUGUUACGAGUUGGAACUGUUGACCUUUUAAUUUUUAUUUCACGUUAAUAAUGAUCAAUCAUUUUACGUAUGAAUAUAUACAAUAUUAAGAACUGAAAUAUGCGUGAUCAGAGUGUAAUAUAUCAUGUCACCACAUGGAUAUACAAUAUCGCACUUAUCACGGGACGGCCAGACUAUAAAACUGUCAGAUUAAACACUACUAUAUAUUUUAUUAAAUUUAUUAAUAUCUUAUUUUCUCAUCAUUUUCAAAGUCAACUAUGGCUAUGGGAAGCUUCUGCUUAAUUUGAAAAGCUAUUUAAGUACUAUUUACGUGAUAAUGGGUGAGAUAAAUUAAUUAGAAAAACUUUAAACCCAGUUUACAGAAUGGCUAUUUGCGUACGAUUAACGUGAUGUUUGAGAUAAAUUCAUUAGAAAGUCAUUGUUAGAACGCAGUUACGUACUAUUUGAUGGAAAUUUACGUACUACUCACGUGAUGUUGGCUUAUAAAUAAAAUUAUGAUUUCAUCUUCUGUAUCACUAUUUGAUUUUCCUCGUGGGAAAGCAUCUUGAUCAGAUCUAGACGUAUUAGCCAGAUAGGCAGACACCCAGUGAAAAGAUAAGUGAUGUUCAAUUAUUUGAGUUCAGUCUAAUUUUCGACCUAACAAGAGCAACGGAAUCAAGCUUUGUAGGAUUUGAAUCCACAACAAAAUUAGUGAAUUAGUUGUUUUAUUAUAUAGUUUUCGUUCAUAAUCAUUUUUGUACAAAACGUUAUGAUGCCUCACCCCGCCCACAGUUAAUGGGCAAUCCACGUUCGCUCACUCGGCAUGUAGGUCCCAUCCUGUCUGACGAUGAUGCGUUAAAUUUUCUAAAGUCCGAAAGUCUUGUUUACUGACCUUUUUCCGUGCUUUGGCCUCACUCACACGGUAUCGCAAAUCACUUCCCGAUAGGUCACUCAUCCUUUUCACUACUCCAGCUCAAACACGCUUAACUCUGGAGUUCUAAACGGAUGUGUGACGGAAAAAGUAAGUCAACUUUGGUGACAUAGGUAACCAAAUCAAUUCUCUUAAACCUUUCCAUAUAUCACAACUCGAGAUGUUACAAUUAACCCCCUCUCAAAAAACGCAACGUCCUCGUUGCGCCCCAUGACAGGUCUCAAGACGCCUCUCGGAUCAGAACCGAGAUGGCUAACCAGCUCUGAUACCACUUAUAACACCCCACCCCGUCCACAACUAAUGGGCCACCCACACCCGCUCACUCGGCCCGUAGACCCCAUCCCGUCUGACGGUGGUACGUUAAAUUUUCCAUAGUCCAAAAGUCUUGUUUACUGUUUAUGUAAUCACCACUCCGCCUUUCCCCGUGCUGUGGCCUCACUCACACGGUAUCGGAAAUCAGUUCUCGAUAGGUCAUCCAUCAUUUUCACUACUCUAGUCCAAGCACGUGUAACUCUGGAGUUCUAAACGGAUGUGUGACGGAAAGGUAAGUCAACUUUAGUGACAUAAAUAAUCAAAUCAAUUCUCUUAAGCUUUUCCAUAUAUCACAAUUCAGGAUGUUACAAAAGUUUCACUUAAAUUUAUAGUUAUCUAAUCCAAUAAAUAAAAACUGAUUUUAUUACUAAAAAUAUAAAGAUUCUCAAAUCGUUUUUAAGCAAAUUCCUUAGCAAAAGUUAAAGAUUAAUGAUUUGGGUAACAAAAAAAAUCAGAGAUUAAAACAUUUGACCAAUAAAUUUUAAAAAUUUUGGCUGGUAAAAAUAUAUAGUUGAAUAGUUAUUGGCAACUUAGUGAUAAAAAAAAGAAUAGUUUUUUUUUAAAGCAAAAACAAAAGAAUAGUUAUUGGCAACUUUUUUUCGUUUUCCAACACUCUUUCAUUUUAGAACACCCUACGUCUCUAUAUAAACAUCGACUUCGUUAUGCAUUGUUCCUCAAGCACCAAAUCAACUAUAAGUCGUCUAUCCGAGUCCUUAUUCACUAAAACAUGGAUUCAAAUAAGCUUAUUGCCUUUUUGGUUAUCGUCGUUACACUAUUACUGCAUGGUAAUAACUAUACCGUCGUCGAAGCACAACUCAGCCAAGGUUUCUACUCAUCAUCUUGCCCUCUUCUUCUCCCCAUCGUUCGAACUGCUGUUACUUCUGCCGUUGCAUUCGAUCCUAGAAUGGGUGCAUCUCUCCUUCGUCUGUUCUACCUCGACUGCUUCGUCAACGGAUGCGACGCUUCGAUUCUACUAGAUGACACAUCAAGCUUCACGGGAGAACAAAACGCUGCCUCAAACCACAAUUCUGCUCGAGGGUUUAAUGUCAUCGACAACAUCAAAUCAGCGGUUGAGAGAGUAUGCCCUGGGGUCGUGUCUUGUGCUGAUAUCUUAGCCAUCGCAGCUAGAGACUCGGUCGUAACCCUUGGAGGGCCUCGUUGGCGGUUGAAUUUAGGAAGAAGAGAUGCAAGAACGGCGAGUCAAGCGGCAGCGAAUAGUAGCAUUCCAGCGCCGACUUCGAGUCUGAGCCAGCUUAUUACUAGUUUCGCCAACCUUGGAUUCACCGCUAGAGAGAUGGUUGCUCUCUCCGGCGCGCACACGAUCGGGCAAGCCCAGUGCAGAAACUUUCGAACGAGGAUCUACCAAGAAACGAACAUUGACCCCACUUUCGCCGCCACACGCCAGCAAAACUGCCCGAUAACCUCCGGCUCCGGCGACGGAAAUCUAGCUCUACUGGACUCACUUACGCCGUUUGUUUUCGACAACAGUUACUUCAGGAACCUCAUGAGCCAGAGAGGUCUCCUCCAUUUCGACCAAGUGCUUUUCAACGGUGGCUCCACCGACUCCAUCGUCCGUGAGUACAGCCAAAAUGCGAGGGUUUUUCGCAACGAUUUCGCGGCGGCGAUGCUCAAGAUGAGUCAAAUUAGCCCCUUGACUGGUAGUGAUGGUGAGAUCCGGAUGAGCUGCGGGAGGACCAACUGAUUCAAACCUACUCUCCAGUCAUGUUGUUUGCUUUAAUAAAAGUCUAAUAAAACGAGCCAUGAGUUUGUUAUUUAUGAAGUUUUUUUUUUUGAAAACUAUAUUUUAUGGUGUUUUUCUAUCCACAUGAUAUGCCAGAGCCCAGAGCAAUUCUUUAUAUGGAUGGAUUAAGGAUUCACUACAAGAAAACACGCCGAAUUCCGACGGAGGUUCCGACGGACUACAAUGUCGUCGGACGUUUGUGACGGAUUUCUGACCAAUUUCCGACGAAAACAAAAAAUUUGAAGUCGUCGGAAUUCCGUCGGCCAUUUCCGACGAAUUUCCGAAGAAAAAUGGUUCGUCGGAAUAUUCCGACGACUUUUUGACGACAUUCCGAUAAAACAUAUAACCGUUGUAGUCGUCGGAAAUUCGUCGGAAUAUACCGACGAACUUCCGAGGACAUUCCGAUUAACAGAUAUAACUGUUACCAUCGUCGGUAUUCCGUCGGAACUUUCCGACGAAUUUCCGACGAACCAUGUUUCCAUCGGAAAUUCCUCGCAAAAUACCGACGACAUAGCGACGACAAAGGGUUCCAUUGAAGUUUGGAAAUUUCCUCGGUAAUUCGUCGGAAUAUACCGACGACAUUCCGACGAACUUGUCUAGUUCGUCGGAAUGUCGUCGGUAUAUUCCGACGAAUUACCGAGGACAUGUUUUUCUAAAAAAUUUCAAACAUAAAAAUCAAUAAAUUUAGAUGCCAAAACAAUGAAAAUAACACAUAAUAAGUGUUUAAUAUAGUAUUAGAUCACAACCGUUCAAAUAUAACAACUCAUUAAAAUAUUUAUGUAUGCAUAUCAUUGUUUUCAUAACAUCUCAUCUUAACACUCAUAUACUUAUACAAUCAUAUUCAUCUAAUCUUACACUACAAAAAAUGUUGUUGUGUAAAAUCGUGUUAUAAAAACAUUUUUAUUGUUAAAUCUUUAUGCAAAUACUAUAUAUAUUAUCAAAGAUUUGGAUUUUGCAUUUAGAAACUUGUAAUCAACCCCUAAACACUAAGUCGUCGGAAUUCGGUCAGAAAAGGUCGUCAGUAUUCCGUCAGAAUAUACUGACGGACACCAAUUCCGUCGGAAUAUACUGACGGACACCAAUUCCGUCGGAAUUUCAAUUUACCCGGGAAAGCCAAACCGCGUGAAAAUUUUUCCGAACCGCCAAUCGGUAUAUAUUUAAUUAUCCCGACGGAAUACUGACGAACCUGUGUCCGUCGGAAACGUUAAAUAUAAUUACUCUUCUUCUUCCUUCUUCGUUAUUUCCGCCUCCGCCUCUCUCUCAAUCCUCUCCGCGAUUUCUCUCCCUUUCACGGCGAUUCCGACCAUUCUCGAGCUCCUAUCACCUGCGAACCCUCUUCUCACCCUCAUAUCUCUUCCCCAAACCCCAAAUCAUGUAAGAAUCAUCCCAACCUUGUUUUAUCUCAUUUUUUUAGGGUUUUGGAAGUUAGAUCUCGGAUUUUAGGUUGUUUGAUUGAAAAUUUUA